Messenger RNA from Arvicanthis niloticus (Nile rat), 4967 nucleotides. RefSeq names its product PPFIB scaffold protein 2 (gene Ppfibp2). Gene Ontology annotation, biological process: neuromuscular junction development. NCBI's taxonomy places the organism in Eukaryota, Metazoa, Chordata, Mammalia, Rodentia, Muridae. Gene Ontology annotation, cellular component: presynaptic active zone. The record is from RefSeq and is a predicted model, not a curated record. Gene Ontology annotation, molecular function: protein binding.
CCUGUGGAACUGGAACUGUGGCUCUUGGGUCCUCGCGGGCCACCGCGGUGCGCGAGAAGGAGGAGGGGUGGCAAAGAGGCGGUCCUAGGGGGAGGCCCCAGCAGGUUGAGAGCUACACUCCGGGACGAGCCUCUCUGGGGUCCCCGCCCCCGUCACGUGGUGCCGAACCCUGUCGGUGCUGGCCGGUCGGCCACUUGCUUGGCAGUUGGUCCUUGGGCCAGUGGUCUGUCACUGGGUUCUUAGCUCUUAUGUUGGAAAGUGUGAGAGACGCAGGAGCGAUCUGCAUACCUGAGCCUCCGAGAGAGAAGCUGCGCUCUGGCAUCCAGUAGCAGCAGGAGACUGAGCAGAUCAAAGGAGCCAUGACUUCUGAUGCUAGUCAUAUGCUGGAAGCUGCCCUGGAGCAGAUGGACGGGAUUAUUGCAGGCACUAAAACAGCUGCAGAUUUUAGUGAUGGUCCCUGUGAGCCUGGACUGUCUCCUCCAUCCUCCUGCUUAAACUCCAUGCCUGUGCUCCAUCUCAUUGAGGACCUGAGACUGGCCUUGGAGAUGUUGGCACUUCCUCAGGAAAGAGAAGCCCUCCUGAGCCAGAUCCCUGGCCCAACGGCUGCCUACAUAAAGGAGUGGUUUGAGGACAGCUUGUCCCAGGUAAAUCACCACAGUGCUGCUAGUAAUGAAACCUACCAGGAACGACUGGCACGGCUAGAAGGAGAUAAAGAGUCCCUCAUACUACAGGUGAGCGUCCUCACAGAUCAAGUAGAAGCCCAAGGAGAGAAGAUCCGGGACCUUGAAGUGUGUCUGGAAGGUCACCAGGUGAAACUCAAUGCUGCGGAAGAGAUGCUUCAGCAGGAGCUGCUAAGUCGCACAUCUCUGGAGACCCAGAAGUUGGAUCUGAUGACUGAAGUGUCUGAGCUGAAGCUCAAGCUGGUUGGUAUGGAGAAAGAACAGAAAGAACAAGAGGAAAAACAGAGAAAAGCAGAGGAGUUACUGCAAGAGCUUAAGCACCUCAAAAUCAAAGUGGAGGAGCUGGAGAAUGAACGGAACCAGUAUGAGUGGGAGCUGAAGGCCACUAAGGCUGAGGUAGCCCAGCUGCAAGAACAGGUGGCCCUAAAGGAUGCAGAAAUUGAACGUCUUCACAGCCAACUCUCCCGGAGUGCAGCUCUCCACAGUGACCAUGCAGAGCGAGAUCAAGAAAUCCACCGUCUGAAAAUGGGGAUGGAAACACUGCUGGUUGCCAAUGAGGAUAAGGACCGUCGAAUAGAGGAGCUGACAGGACUGUUGAACCAGUACCUAAGGGUAAAGGAGAUUGUGAUGGCAACUCAGGGGCCUUCAGAAAGAAACCUCUCCAUCAAUGAAGAUGAAAUAGAGGGAAGCUUCCGGAAAUGGAACACCACAAAUAAAAGCCCAGAGGAAGUGCUGAAGCAAGAGAUAUCAUCACGGUGCAGUUCUCCCACUCCAGGACCACCUCCUUUGCCACAGAAAUCGUUGGAGACCAGGGCUCAGAAGAAACUCUCCUGUAGUCUAGAAGACUUGAGACGUGAAUCUGGGGAUAAGUGUGUCGAUGGGAACCAGCUGUCCCCGGUGGGGGAGCCCAAGGAUAGCUCUUUCCUUGCCGAGCAGAAAUACCCCACAUUACCUGGGAAGCUUUCAGGAGCCACACCCAAUGGAGAAGCUGCCAAAUCUCCUCCCACUGCCUCCCUCCAGCCUGACUCUUCAGGGAGCAGCCAGCCAAAGCUGAAUCGCGGCUGGAGUGUCAGUGCUCCCGUAUUAGGAGACACAGAAGGUGGUUGGGAAGAUAUAGUCAUGGCCAAUGAACUCUCAUCUACUUCAUCUGGUACUGAGUCAAGCCCCCAGUCUCCCCUGACACCAGAUGGCAAACGGAGCCCCAAAGGCAUUAAGAAAUUCUGGGGAAAAAUCCGAAGAACUCAGUCAGGAAACUUCAACACUGAUGCACCGGGUAUGGCAGAGUUUCGACGAGGUGGGCUCCGAGCGACUGCAGGGCCAAGACUUUCUAGGACCAGAGACACCAAGGGACAGAAAUGUGAUGCCAAUGCCCCCUUUGCCCAGUGGAGCACAGACCGUGUAUGUACAUGGCUAGAGGAAUUUGGCCUGUCUCAGUAUGUGAUCUUUGCCAGACAGUGGGUGACAACUGGCCACACACUACUGUCAGCUACCCCUCAGGACAUGGAAAAGGAGCUAGGGAUUAAACACCCCCUCCAUAGGAAGAAGUUGGUUUUAGCGGUGAAAUCUAUCAACACCAAGCAAGAAGAAAAGUCUGCGCUGCUUGACCACAUUUGGGUGACACGGUGGCUUGAUGAUAUCGGCUUACCUCAAUACAAAGACCAGUUUUAUGAAUCAAGAGUUGAUGGGAGAAUGCUGCAAUACCUAACUGUGAAUGAUCUACUCUUCUUAAAAGUCACCAGCCAACUACAUCAUCUCAGCAUCAAAUGUGCUAUUCACGUGCUACAUGUCAACAAGUUCAACCCCAACUGCCUGCACAGGAGGCCUGCUGACGAGAGUAACCUUUCUCCUUCGGAAGUUGUGCAGUGGUCCAACCACAGGGUAAUGGAGUGGCUGCGAUCCGUGGACCUGGCAGAGUAUGCACCCAACCUUCGAGGGAGUGGCGUCCACGGCGGCCUCAUUAUCUUGGAGCCUCGCUUCACUGGGGACACACUAGCUAUGCUUCUUAACAUCCCCCCCCAGAAGACGCUCCUCAGACGCCAUCUGACCACCAAGUUCAACGCCCUGAUUGGUCCCGAGGCUGAACAGGAAAAGCGAGAUAAAAUGGCCUCACCAGCUUACACACCUCUGACUACCACAGCCAAAGUUCGGCCUAGGAAACUCGGCUUUUCACACUUUGGAAACAUGAGAAAAAAGAAGUUUGAUGAAUCUACAGAUUACAUUUGCCCAAUGGAGCCCGGAGAUGCUGUCAGUGACAGCCACAGGGUCUAUGGUGUCUACCGGGGCCUCAGUUCCCUUGAUAACCAUGAACUAGAUGGUCUGGACCAGGUGGGACAGAUAAGCUGAUGCCCCUGUCAUCUGCCUUCUCUGUGCACGGAGAGCUCACAGUAACACCGAGUGUCACCAUAUAACUGCACUUCACCCUCGUCCUUGUGCAUGGUCUGCAGAAAACAACUGUGUGUCUUUGGGCUGGUCUCCCUACACACCUUAACGAUGGUCAGGAUAUACAGUUACACAGUCACAAAGGAAACAGACUUUGGGGACUAUAGCCACAUGUGGACUCAGGGGAAAUCACCUGAAGACAUUUGUACAUGUUUAGUAAUUCAUAAUAUCCAUAUUUCCUCUGGAAACACAUGAGCAGAGGCGGGCGCUAGGCAAUCCCAGGAGGCUCAGUUCUCAGACACUGCCCCUAUUCUCCAGUAGAGGGAAGAAUUCAAGUGCCUUAGGCCUGUGAGCCACAAAGUCUUGGCUGAGAUCAAAGUGCCAACAGCGGGUAUUUAGGCCAUAGUGACAUGUAAUUUGAUUGUACCUUACUAUAGGGUGGCCACUUGUUUCUGAUAAUAAAAACAAUAUUUAUGUAGAAAGUAUGAACCAUUUUUAAUUUUCUUGGGGGCUGCAGGUAGAGUGAUACCCACUAUACUUAGCCUAUAACUUAGGAUCUAACCGAGGGGAUGGAACAUCUGUCAGAGGAUGCCUGUGGCCCUAUUGCCUUGGGCCUCAUCUCCCUCUGUGAAGCACAGAAGCAGCCGGGGUGUCACGCACCCCCUCGCUAGAGGUUACAUCUGUCACACAGAACCUAUGUAGUUUUCCAUUUCAGCAGAAUGAGCCUCAGAGUGAAGGGUGGGGAGAUGAACAGGCAGCCUUUCUGGCAAGCUUCUGCUUUUCACAUCUUGCCCACUUCUGUUUCCUGGAAGAGUAGAAACAGAGCUAGUCUCUUGCUUUAGACACAGACUAGCUGGUAAUGGGCUCACCAGAUGGCCUUCGUCUGGCCGGAGACUGACCGGGAAGAGAUGUGUACUCUGCCAGUCUGAGCUUCUGCUCAGGAAAUUCCAGUUUGGGAUUGGCUAACAUUUGACUCCUUCUGGGUCCAGUGGGCUUCAUCUACAGAAUAACAGCAGUGUUUUAUUCAUCUGGCAGGGAAGGUAGGACUGAUGGCUCCAUUAUGGCAUUCUGAUUCUACCUCAAAUGCAGGUGAUGCUUAACAUUUUGGUUUUUAAUAUGUACAGAAGGCUCAACCAUGGUCUGUUACUUAAGGCUGCUACCUCCUCUGAAGUCCAGCUAGUGAGAGAAUUGGGCAUCAGGUUGCCAGGUUGGGCAAUACUAGUAUUUAGUUCUGGUACCCAGUGGCCAAUGCUGUUGUAGAGCAGGUCAGGCUAGGUUUUGUGCCCUGAUGGUUAUGUCCGAGUGAGGGGUUGCAUGCACCUGUUUUCAGACCUUACAUGGGCUUGUAUUGCUGCUGAAUCUGUGUGGCCUCAUGUGAUUCCCAUUCCCUUAGUGGAUCUGAGUUUUCCUCCUACAAGGGGUUGCCCUUGGUGCCUCCAUGUCUAUAGCUUCCAGAUAAGGAAGAUGGAGGAGGGAGGAAGAAGGCAAGAGAAGGAGGAACCUGUGCCGUGAAGAGGCUGCAGCCUCCCGAAGAUGCCCUCUUACACCACAGCAAUGAUAUCUGGGGUCCUGUGCCUGGAAAUCACCCUCCUGUCCAAUAAUCUGAAGGCUCUCAUCUCUGUUGUUCUCUGCUUCUGGAAAUACCUGGACCACUGGACAAGAGGCUUGUUGACAGGCUCUGCCUGUGGCCUGCUUCUCCACACUGAGUGCUGGUGCUGAAUGUGGCUUUGGCAGAGCCUGUGUGCAUGCAGUGCAGGAACUGAAACUCCAUGGGUCUCAUCAGCUGACACUCCUCAGAGCCUAAAACACGCUGCAUCCACCCUCCAGGGAAGAAUGUCCUGGAGAGGCUGCGCUUGAGUAGAGGGGGCUUUGCAUGCCACUGUCUCUGUAAAUAAAGCAUGGGCUUCA